UCUGUGUGUGUUCGUAACCGAACUCAGUUCUGUUCUUUUUUCUUUUUCUCGUUCUUCUCUCCUUUUCUCUCUCUACUACAUCUUCUCCCCGCCAACAACCACCGCCGAGUAAAGCCUCGCCGAUCUUCCGAUCCCAAUUCGUCUUAGUUUAUGAGCUCCAAGGAGAAACCCACUCUCGGUGGCACGCGGAUUAAGACCCGCAAACGGAACAUUGCGGCGCCUCUGGACCCUGCAGCAUUUGCUGAUGCAGUGGUCCAGAUUUACUUGGAUAAUGCUGGUGAUUUGGAACUUAUUGCAAAAAGCAUUGAAUCUUCUGACCUCAACUUCUCAAGAUACGGCGACACAUUUUUUGAGGUUAUUUUCACUGGGGGCCGCACACAACCUGGAACUACCAAGCCUGAUGAGGGGGAACGCCAUCCUUAUUCCAUAAUAGAGUAUGAGGCAAAACGUGAGGUCAUUUUACCAUCUGUGAUCUACAUACAGAAAGUUUUGCGUAGAAGGCCAUUUCUCAUCAAGAACCUUGAAAAUGUCAUGCGAAGAUUCCUACAGUCCUUGGAGCUUUUUGAGGAAAAUGAGAGGAAAAAGUUGGCAAUUUUCACAGCACUUGCUUUUUCCCAGAAGUUAUCUGGUCUCCCACCAGAGACUGUGUUCCAACCACUUCUUAAAGAUAACCUUGUUGCCAAAGGGCUAGUUCUGACAUUUAUAACGGACUUCUUUAAGGUGUAUUUGAAUGACAACAGCCUCGAUGAUCUUAUUUCAAUCCUGAAACGUGGGAAAAUAGAGGACAAUCUUUUGGUCUUUUUCCCCCCUGCAAAAAGAACUAACCAGUCUUUUUCUGAGCAUUUCAGCAAGGAAGGACUCACUGCCUUGGUAGAGUAUAAUGAAAAGAAAAUAUUUGAGGUGACACUGAAGGAAAUGAAGUCUGUUUUAACAACACAGAUAACAGAGGAGGCUGAUAUAUCUGAAGUUAUUGAGACUGUGAAGCUUCGGGUUAGAGAUGCUAAGUUGCCAGAAACUGAGAUUGUGCGGAUCUUAUGGGAUGUUUUAAUGGAUGCUGUUCAGUGGUCUGGUAAAAAUCAGCAACAGAAUGCAAAUGCUGCCCUGCGCAAGGUAAAAACUUGGGCAGAACUGUUGAAUACUUUCUGCACCAGUGGAAAACUUGAGCUGGAACUGAUGUACAAAGUACAGAUGCAAUGCUAUGAGGAUGCUAAACUGAUGAAACUGUUCCCUGAGAUUAUUAGAUCUCUCUAUGACCAAGAUGUGCUGGCUGAAGAUACCAUUCUUCAUUGGUUCCGUAAAGGAACAAACCCCAAAGGAAGGCAAACCUUUGUGAAGGCACUGGAACCCUUUGUUAAUUGGCUGGAAGAGGCUGAAGAAGAGGAGUGAAUGUGACUGAGGUUUAGGGCCAGAGAUAGUGCACUGUCUUUAGCUCAUGUACUAUUACCUAUCCUCUUUCUUAGAUAUUGACUCAAAUUCUCAUAAAUUUGAUGUGCCUGGUACUAAUAAUCUAUUUCCUUGUAGACUUUGUUCACACCAUCUGUCAUGCCCUCAUGUAUCGUGGUGCUUGCAUUUUUUCGAUACAUGUGAGGAUUAUGUUACAUGGAUGUAUUACUGUAUUUCGAGUGUUCACCCUUCAUAAUGGCUUUUUACUUUUAGUGACAUA
This is a messenger RNA of Trifolium pratense (red clover), 1663 nucleotides long. Its product is annotated as basic leucine zipper and W2 domain-containing protein 2-like. The transcript has 8 exons. NCBI's taxonomy places the organism in Eukaryota, Viridiplantae, Streptophyta, Magnoliopsida, Fabales, Fabaceae. The coding region runs from base 151 to 1386 and encodes 411 amino acids. Gene Ontology annotation, molecular function: protein binding. Gene Ontology annotation, cellular component: cytoplasm; membrane. The record is from RefSeq and is a predicted model, not a curated record.